AUGCCGCCUCCUCAGCAGAAGCCGGAGAACGUGCUCAAACGAGCCCAGGAGCUCAUCGGCGUCGGCCAGCAGCCCGCCGCCCUGACCCUGCUGCACGAGCAUGUCACCAACAAGCGAUCCCGCAAUGUCGCCAUCAUCUCGCUCGAGCCCGUCAUGCUCCUGCUCGUCGAGCUGUCCGUCGAGCAGAAGAAGGGCAAGCUCACCAAGGACGCCCUCUACUCGUACAAGAACAUCGCCCAGAACACAAACAUCGGCACCAUCGAGCUGGUCCUGAAGACCUUCCUGCAGCUGGCUGCCGACAAGGUCGCCACCGCCCAGCAGAAGGCCGACGAGGUCGUCGAGGCCUCGGCCGCCUCGACCAGCAUCGAUGACCUGGAGGCCAGCGAGACCCCCGAGUCCAUCCUCCUGGCCACCGUGUCCAGCGAGCAGUCCCGCGACCGCACGGAUCGCGCCAUCAUCACCCCCUGGCUCAAGUUCCUGUGGGAGGCAUACCGCACCGUCCUCGACAUCCUCCGCAAUAAUGCCAGGCUCGAGAUCCUGUACCAGGAGACGGCCAUGCAGGCCUUCGACUUCUGCCUCAAGCAUGCGCGCAAGACCGAGUUCCGCAGACUCUGCGAGCUGUUGCGGAACCACGUCCAGACCGCCGCCAAGUACUCGUCCCAGGUGCACGCCAUCAACCUGAACGACCCGGAUACCCUGCAGCGCCACCUGGAGACGCGUUUCCGCCAGCUUAACGUUGCCGUCGAGCUCGAGCUCUGGCAGGAGGCCUUCCGCAGCGUCGAGGACAUCCACACCCUGCUGAACCUGAGCAAGCGCCCCCCCAAGAACGUCAUGAUGGCCAACUACUACGAGAGACUCACCCGUAUCUUCCUCGUCGGCGAGAACUAUCUCUUCCACGCUGCUGCUUGGGCCAAGUACUACAACCUCCUCCGCCAGUCUGCCUCCCUCGUCGCGACUGGCCAGGGCAAGAAGGCCGACAACCCCCCUGCCUCUGAGGCCGACCUCCAGAAGGCUGCUUCCUUCGUGCUCCUCUCCGCCCUCUCCAUCCCUGUCAUUAGCACCUCGCGCUCUCGCGGCGCCAUGGUCGACUUCGAUGAGGCCCGCAAGAACAAGAACACCCGGUUGACGCACCUGUUGGGCAUGUCCGUCACCCCUACCCGUCAAUCUCUCUUCCGUGACGCCCUUUCCAAGGCUCUCCUGAAGCGCGCACGCCCCGAGAUCCGUGACUUGUACAACAUUCUCGAGGUCGACUUCCACCCUCUUUCCAUCUGCCAGAAGAUCUCCCCCAUUCUGACCCAGAUUGGUGCCGACCCCGAGAUGGAGAAGUACAUUCUGCCGCUGCAACAGGUUAUCCUCACACGUCUGUUCCAACAGCUCUCGCAGGUGUACGAGACUGUCGACCUGGCCUUUGUCCAGCGCCUGGCAGACUUCCCCGAGGCUUACAAGGUCACUCUCGGAACCAUUGAGAAGUUUAUUAUGAACGGUAACAAGAAGGGAGACCUUUCCAUCCGCAUGGAUCAUGCUACUGGUGUCCUGAGCUUCGACGCCGAUGUCUUUGCCUCCUCCAAGGCCGUCCACUCGGGUUCCGCUGCAGGUUCCGCCGAGGCCGAGUCCGGCUCCGUUCAGCGCCUCCAGAGCACUCCGGCAGAGAUCGUCCGAUCUCAGCUGACCCGCCUGGCCAGAUGCCUCCACACAACUGCCUACUACAUUGACCCGACCUACAACGAGGCUCGCAUCAAGGCUCGCGAGGCUGCCCUUGCCAGGGCCAAGGCUGGCGCUGAUGAGGAGCACCGGGAGAUUUUGGCCCGAAAGGAGAUCAUUCACAAGCGCAAGGAAGAGGCAUCCGAACUCCACGCUAAGAGGGAGAAGGAGAAGGCGAUGCUGAAGCGCCGCCAGGAAGCUGCCUUGGCCGAGGCUGAGGAGAAGCGCCUGGCCCAGGAGCAGAAGGACCGCGAGGAGAAGCGUCUCAGGGACGAGAGAGACCGCGUCCGCAAGGAGGAGCUCAAGAAGCAGAUUGCUGAACUGAAGAUUGGUCCCAAUGCUAUCGAUAUCGACGUGGAGAACUUGGAUGACCUCGACUCCAACCGUCUUCGUGCUAUGAAGCUCCAGCAGCUCGAGCGUGAGAAGAACGACGUUAAUGAGAGGCUCCGUGUUACCGGGAAGCGCAUCGACUACCUCGAGCGUGCAUUCCGAAAGGAGGAGGCCAAGAAGCUGCCCGAAGACUAUGCCCAGCAGCGAGAGCGCGAUCUGGCUGCCUACGAGAAGAUCAAGAAGGACACACUCACCGAGUCCAAGGCGCAGCACAAGGAGAACGUAGAGCUCAAGCACAGAUUGGAGCGUCUUGUGCCCCACUACGAGACCUUCACCAAGUCUAUCAAGGAACGUCGUCGGGAUGAGUUCGAGGCACGCCAGCGCGAUGCUCAGAAGGAGUUCGAGCGCCAGGUCGCCGCUCGCAAGAAGGAGUACCGUGAGCGCAAGCUUCGCGAGAAGCGUGAGCGCGAAGAGCAGGAGCGUGCUCUGCGGGAAGCUGAAGAGCGUGCCCAGAAGGAGAAGGAAGAGAGGGAGCGGCUGGCCGAGCAGAAGCGUGCUGAGCUGGCCAAGCUCAAGGAGCAGCGUGAGAAGGAGAGACAAGAAGGUCUUGAGAGGGCAGCAAUGCAGGCUCGCAGAGAGGAAGAGGCCAUGGCCCGCAGACAGGCUGAGAAGGCUGCCGCCGCGUCCGGACCUCCCCGACGCGAGCCCCUCGAGAUGUCGCGCGCAGACUCCAGUGAUGGCCGACCUCGUCUCAACCUUCCGGGUGCCGGCAAGUGGAGAGAACGAGAGGCAUCUCGCACUACUUCAGGAGACCUGCCGCCUCCCCGCGCAGCUGCGCCCCCGGUUGAGAGAGCCGACUCUGAUGAGCGCCCAUCCGGUCCUCCCCGCCUCAACUCAAAUGACCGACCAGCCGGCCCGCCCAGACUCAACCUCGCUGGUAAAUCAGGCGGCGGCUCGUCGUGGAGAGAUCGUGAGGCGGCCAGGGCUUCUGGUGGUGGUGCCGCCGCACCCGCACCGGCUCCUCGCGCUGCCUCUGGCUCCGGCCCCCGUCCCGAGAGGACCGACACCCCGCCCGCCGAACCCCUCAAGGCAUCCGGCGCCCCCGGCAAGUGGGUGCCGCGUCACCUCCGUGACAAGCAGUAA
Messenger RNA from Neoarthrinium moseri, 3174 nucleotides. RefSeq lists its product as uncharacterized. The record is from RefSeq and is a predicted model, not a curated record. The transcript has a single exon. Gene Ontology annotation, biological process: translation reinitiation; formation of cytoplasmic translation initiation complex. NCBI's taxonomy places the organism in Eukaryota, Fungi, Ascomycota, Sordariomycetes, Amphisphaeriales, Apiosporaceae. Bases 1 to 3174 code for a protein of 1057 amino acids. Gene Ontology annotation, molecular function: translation initiation factor activity; mRNA binding. Gene Ontology annotation, cellular component: eukaryotic translation initiation factor 3 complex, eIF3e; multi-eIF complex; eukaryotic translation initiation factor 3 complex, eIF3m.